Molecule: messenger RNA, 910 nt
Organism: Moneuplotes crassus
Lineage: Eukaryota; Ciliophora; Spirotrichea; Euplotida; Euplotidae
Source: the annotation of a GenBank genome assembly
AAUGAGUGUAGCACCCCUGCCAAGGAAGAAGGAAUAUACUUUUCUAAAGAGUUACCUUUCUGGGGGUCUUUCAGGUAUAUUUUAUAAGACUGCAACAGCUCCAAUAGAAAGAGUAGUCCUCUUACUCCAGAACCAAGAUUCAUCAAUGCAGAUCACAAAGGAAAACAGAUAUCGGAAUGUUAGAGAUUGUUUGAGAAGAGUAGUCAAAGAGCAAGGCUUUUUUUCACUUUGGAGAGGAUACUUUGUCACUAUCUUUCGGUAUUUUAAUUACCAAUCGUUCAUUUUUGCAAUGAAUAAUCAGUAUCAGAAGCUCAACAAGUUUGAUAAGGGGGAAGAUCCAGUAAAAUUUGCAACAGCAAAUAUCCUUGCAGGAUCUGCAGCAGGCAUGACCAGCUGUUUGGUCUUCUACCCACUCGAUUUUUCACGAACUAGACUAGCAGUUGACAUUGGGAGAAAUCAGCAAGAAAGGCAGUUCAAGAAUAUUUUUGAUGUUGGAUCUAAAAUCAUGAGAAGUGAUGGGAUUACUGGCUUUUAUAGAGGCCUAAGCAUCACACUUCUCCUCACAGUACUGUAUAGAGGUAGUUAUUUCGGGCUCUAUAAUACUGGAAAAGUUUAUUUAUUCAAGGAUCAGCCUAAACAAGAUUUUUUCUUUCUCUGGUGAUUUGGUACGUUCACCACAUGCUUUUCAAAUUUUAUCUUUUACCCUCUUGACACAGUGAGGAAGAGACUCCAAAUGCAAUCUGGAAGAGAGAAUAUCCAAUAUACCUCCCCAGCAGACUGCUUUAGGAAGAUCUACAUAAAAGAGGGGAUCAGAGGCUUCUUCAAAGGUGUAGUUCCAAAUGUUGUAAGAGGAUUCGGAGGAGCCUUACUGCUAGUACUUAACGAUAAAAUUAAAAAUGUACUUCAAUAG